AUGAGGAAUACACCCAAGAAUUUUCGGAGAGUGGAACCGAUUCCGAUGUCAUACGCAAACUUAUUUCCCCAGCUUCUAGAACAAAGGAUGAUAUCCACCAUCCCCGGGAUUCCUCUCACCAAUCCUCCCCCGCAUUGGUAUAAUCCUGAGGUCCGAUGCGCGUACCAUGCCAAUUCUCCAAGGCACCCUAUUGACCAGUGUUGGGCCUUCAAACACAAGGUGCAAGAUUUGAGGGACGCGGGUUGGUUGUCAUUCGAUGGGAAGCCGGUUGGUAUUAAAGAAAAUCCUUUGCCUGACCAUGGAAAGGACAAUGUUGGAAUGAUCGAAGAACAAGAUGGGGAAAAAUUUGAAAGAAGAUGGGAGCAAAUGAUGCUAGACUGGGUGUAUAGUGAACUGACAACGGCAGGCCUAGCAGGACUGAAGGCUAUUUGCCCUAAAGGCGCCCCAUGCGCAUGCCAAAAUACUAUGAAAAAAUCAGUACAACAAUGUGAGACUUUCCGGAUUUUUCUAAGUAGCUUGAUUGACAGCAAACGAGUGGAAGUUAGCCGCAUUCAGAAAACGAAUGAAGUUUUAGUCAUAGGGGAAUCUGACCAUCCCCAAUUCACCAACAGACCAUUUAUCCCCAUCAUGAAAAAAACCCCACGAGUCCUAGAGGCCCCAGUUCGGGUAGUGAUCUCAGCCCCUCGCCCUUUCGCAUAUCGCAAUGAUCGGGCAGUGCCAUGGAGGUAUAAUUGUGAAGUACACACCAAAGGAGAAACUAGCAGUGCUGCUGAAGUAAGAGGGAUAACCAGAAGUGGAAGGGUUUACACGCUGGAGGUCUUGGAGAAAGUGCAACCUAGCCAAGAACAGAAUAGGAACUUGAAGAAGCCAGUUCAAUCUCAGGAAGCCGAAGAAUUCUUGAAGAUAAUUAAACACAGUGAAUACAACAUCAUUGACCAAUUGAAGAAGAUGCCAGCCCAUAUCUCUAUUUUGUCGCUGUUGUUGAGCUCAGAAGCCCAUCGGGAAGCCCUAUUAAAGGCUCUUAAUCAGGCCUAUAUUCCACAAGACAUCAGCAUUGAUAAUUUUAACCACGUGAUUGGUGGUUUUACGAGUACCAACUACAUUACAUUUGCUGAUGAGGAGAUCCCCGUGGAAGGACAAGGGCACAAUCAGGCAUUGCACGUUUCCGCUAAAUGUCGAGAUCACAUGAUUGCAUGA
Molecule: messenger RNA, 1197 nt
Organism: Malania oleifera
Lineage: Eukaryota; Viridiplantae; Streptophyta; Magnoliopsida; Santalales; Ximeniaceae
Exons: 1
Coding region: 1-1197 (398 amino acids)
Source: RefSeq, a predicted model, not a curated record